AUGAAAUGCAAACCAACACAAAAAAUAUCCAGAAAUAUAACCACUUUGACCUCAACAAAUAGACCCCCUCUUGGGUUUACCAUAACUCAAGUUUAUGAAGAAACCACCAAAAAUAAACACUCCAGUCAAACAGCAUUGCAAACAUCCAAGUGCACAACUCUAUUGGAAACACAUCGCAACCUUCCCCCCAACAGGCCUACCCUCAGAAACACCAGGUGUCCGUCAUUCCCAGAAUCAACCAGCAUGUCAGAAAAAGCAAUUCUCAAAACCCAAAAAUUAUUUGAUCAUGUAACUAGUCAGCCACAAACCUACAAGACAUCCCACAUCACAACCAAAUGCCCAUCUUUCAACAGAAAAUCUGAAAGGCCACAAACCAGCAAUACAUCUCUCAGAACAAGCAGAUGCCCUUUGGCCAAGGGAACAACCACCCAUAAACCAAUGGGUACAAUACUCACAAAGACAACCAGCAUUCCAGCAAUGCACAAAGACAUACUCAGAACAACUAGGUGCCCAUAUUCCAGGGAAACAACUAACAUCCUUCUAACCAAUGAAGCGACCCUGACCACAACCAGCAUCUUGCCAUCCUCAAAACAAGAAUCAGUCCUUCAAAAAAACAGCGUAAACCUGAGACUGAGACCUCAAAAAACAACCAGCCGGCCACCAAGGAACUCUUCAACCAUCCAUUCUCAAACUACAAGUGAGAGGCACACAGCUCUUUGCUUUAAGCGUAAGUUAAAUUUAUUUUUUUACAUUUUAUAUAAGUUUUAUUUCUUUGGUGUUUGGUUUAGAUUGCUGGACAGAGUGGUUUGACCGGGACAAUCCAAGUGGCACUGGAGACUGGGAGACCCUUGGUGACCUGUGGAGGGAAAAUCCAGGGAAGAUCUGCAACAUGCCACUUCAAAUUGAAGUCCAGACUGUAACAGGACUCAGUGUCACUCUCACAGGAAAUGUGAUUACAGUGUAAGUGCUGGACCAACAACCUCAGCCCAAUUUUCAUGUUUUAUUCAUAAUUUCUCAGAAUUUAUGAUAUAUGGAAUGUAAAGAAUCUCUUUUUCCUUUGCUACUACUUGAUUUUUUAAAAUCAUUUUUAACUUGCCCCAUCUGAUAAGCUUCUUAUUUGGGCUAAUGUCACAGAAUAUUAAUCACGUAGAUCAGUGAGCUAUUUCCUUACCCAAACAGGAAGUUUUACUACUUGAGCAUCAGUCUUAACUCUAAACUGGUUUGGUAGUUUCCUGAUUUAGUUUUCUUUCUUUCUGACCACAGAGCUGACACAACCACAGGAUUCAUCUGUAAAAACUCAGACCAGACGAACGGCACCUGUCAUGACUACCGUGUCCGUUUCAUGUGCCCAACUGACUUCUGCAUUAAAAAUGAUAACCUUACAACCCAUAUAACAACCACUAACCUACCAACCAAAGCACCAGAAAGUAUCCAGCAGAUAAACAACUAUCCCACAGACACUCGUAAGUAACCCACUAUGCCACAAUUUUAUGAUGAUUGAAUGUUCAUGAAGCCACCAUGAUAAGACUUAUACUGAUUCUGAAAACAAUUAUUUCUCAAAAACAGGAGAAAUACCUUCCUGGCUUCAGUUUAAUUUCAGUGUUAAUUAAGUGACAUGUUGUGUCUCUCUGAUAAAAAAAUAAUAAUAAUAAUAGUAAUUUUUUAUCCUUUCCUGGUGACUACUUCAGAUUGCUGGACAGACUGGUUUGAUCGAGAUGACCCCUGUGGAACUGGAGACUUUGAGAGCCUGAGUGUUCUGCAAUAUGAAAACCCAGGAAAGAUCUGCAAUAAACCACUUCAGAUUGAGGUCCAGACUACAGCUGGACUCAGUGUUGCUGCAACAGGAGAUGUAAUUGAUGUGUAAGUGCUAAACUGAAUCACUUAGCUCUUUAUAUAUGUUUACAGUAAUUUCUUGUUUUUUUAUGCGUAGUGCAUCUGGAAAUACAGUUUAUUUCCUCAUUGUGUUCUUGAAACAAGCACUAGGCCCCUUUUAUGCAGAUACUGCACAGACAUAACAAGGAUGGGCUGCAUGUGUAAACGCAAACAGCUAAAUCCUGCCUACCCAAGGACUUUUCUCCUGAAGCAUCCAAUAAAAUAUCUGAGAUAGCUGAGGGUUUUUUUAUGUAUGAACAUGGCAGGUAGGCUGGAAAAUUCUCAGUGAGUAAGUGGAUGGGGAAAUGACAUUGCUUACAUUGAGCUGAGUUUGUUUGUAAUGUAGUCUUCAUACUAUUAGAGUGAAACGAACACAGAAACAGCCCCCACAACUAAAGGUUCACCUUCCUCCUUCUGAAUGUCCCCCUGGCGUACCAUUUUAAGUCUGACAAUCUCUCACUGUGUGAGAUGUGUAGAAGGCGGUUCUGGUUUAAUGUCUGAGAUUUUCUGGAGGUCAUUUAUGCUUCAUUAGAGCUCCGUAUGAUGUCCUCUUUUGUUUUCUUUUUCGCUCAUGUCCCACCUGAGAUGAGAAUGACUGGAUUAUUGUAACAAUUAUCAUUUGGUCUUUUAUAGAGCUGAUGUAACCACAGGAUUCAUCUGCAAAAAUUCAGACCAGACGAACGGCACCUGUCAUGACUAUCGUGUCCGCUUCAUGUGCUCACCCAACUUCUGCAGUCAAGAAGGUACAAAUAUGCCAACUUUAAAAAUAUGUUUAUUACCCUGCUGUCAGUGUAAUUUGUUAACUUUCUUACUCACUUUCUAAUUUACUCCUCAAUCUCAUAAUUUUUCGGCUAGUUUGUUGGACCAAGUGGUUUGACCGUGACAAUCCCAGUGGUAUUGGAGACUUGGAGCUCCUCAGAAACCUGAAAAAAGAGAAUCCAGGAGAAAUCUGUGAAAGCCCUCUUUACAUUGAUGUCUCAACGACUGACACAAACACCACCGCCAUUUCCACCGGGCAAUCAUUUCACAUGUAAGCUUCUGUCUACACACUCUACUCCCAAAGCUCACAAAGUAACUUGUCACAGACCUGUGAAUUUUAAAUAUUCCAUGAACUAAAACAAUUGUUGCUCUUUGACUUUUCUGCUGUAAUUCUUAUUCCAUAAGUUGUUUGAUGCUAAGGGCCAUUUGUAGCUUCUUAGAGGAUAGAUGGGGAAGGAUGGGUGAAUGAAUGAGGCUCCCUGAUUUCUCAGCUUUUUCUCAUGCAAAUAUCUUUGAAAUAAAAGACCGACAUUGAUUUUGUAAUGAAACAUAAGCUGUCUUAUUUUUUGUUUAAUAAUGGGGUUUAAGACAUCAGACAGGAUUUGUUCUGUUUAACUUUUUUAACGGUGUCAUCAAGCUUUAUGUGAAUAUUUUCCACAGGAAUUUCAAACAAAAGCACCAAACCAAAGCUUCACUUAAUACCUCAAAAUAUUUUUUUUCUUCAGCUACAGCCCAACUGAAGGAUUUGUCUGUCGCAACCGAGACCAGAGCAGAGGCCGCUGCCAGGAUUACCAAGUGCGCUUUGGAUGCCCAUGCCCAUGCAAGGAUAAAUAA
Molecule: messenger RNA, 3465 nt
Organism: Xyrichtys novacula (pearly razorfish)
Lineage: Eukaryota; Metazoa; Chordata; Actinopteri; Labriformes; Labridae
Source: the annotation of a GenBank genome assembly